This is a messenger RNA of Fragaria vesca subsp. vesca, 765 nucleotides long. RefSeq lists its product as uncharacterized. NCBI's taxonomy places the organism in Eukaryota, Viridiplantae, Streptophyta, Magnoliopsida, Rosales, Rosaceae. The record is from RefSeq and is a predicted model, not a curated record. Bases 226 to 765 code for a protein of 179 amino acids. The transcript is spliced from 3 exons.
AUAUGAUUAAGGGUGCCAUUCGGUCUCUUCAUGGCUCCGCCAGUGAGUAGAGAUAAAGGUAAAAAGAACCCAGAAAACCCCAUUUUCCCUUGAACCGUACCGCCGAGGCACACCAACCCUGUUCGGUUUUUACAGCUUUCCUAUAGGCUCUCUCCGGUUUUUGUAUGUCUUGUCUAUAGUUUUUCAGCUAUCUAAAGAUCGUGAACCCAAGAGUGAUCCCCAAAUAUGGAGUCUGCUGCAAAAAAAGGCAAUGAAGAGAAGGAGAUGUCAGCCAAGAAUUAUGCUACCUAUCUCAUCGUGUCUUCGCUUCUAGUUACCUCAGUCUUGUAUGCAGGUUUUGCCAUGCACCGCCAUGUACAGAGUGACUAUGGUCCUGCAAUACUAACCAGAAAGGGGGCUUUUAUCGUGUUUGUUGUAGCAGAGGCAAUGACCCUGAUUUUGUCGAUUUUUUCUUGCUUUCUUGCCUUUCUUUGCUGGAGGAACGUAAAGAGGAAUGGAGCUUUGAGAAAGGCACAGAAGCUGGCUAUGUUGUAUUACUCAGUUACCGUGUUGGUCCUGAUUGGAAUGCAUCUUGUCUACAUCUCAAGCAACUAUGUGUUACACGGUAACCUGUACCGGAAUGGUGAAAUGGUCACAGAAGAUGGACCUGUUAUAUACAAUGUGCAGUAUAUAUUGUCUUAUAGGAUUGUAUGGUGGUCACAGUUUGUAUUCCUUUCGUUGCUUUACUACUGUCAUCUUCAAAUGAGGUUUUGGCUAGAACUCUAG